Molecule: messenger RNA, 558 nt
Organism: Trichoderma virens Gv29-8
Lineage: Eukaryota; Fungi; Ascomycota; Sordariomycetes; Hypocreales; Hypocreaceae
Exons: 1
Coding region: 1-558 (185 amino acids)
Source: RefSeq, a predicted model, not a curated record
AUGCAGCAGCCGGUGCCUCCAUCUGAGGAAGAGCGUCAGCUCUACUAUUACGGGCUUCCAUCUCGCCCGAGACUCGUCGCACGCUCAAGCACGAACACUUGGAUGAGGCCAUAUACGCCUGGCACCCUGAACAUGUAUCCCAAAAUGAUUGAACCGGUUGGAAGACACCGGUUGCUGCAUCAGCUAUGGAACAACGCCAGAUCUUCGCUCAGGGUCCAGCUGUUGGAAGCGAUCAGCGCGGCCGAUUGGACUUCUGUUGACUUUGUACGUGUCGCUCUUAAUGAGGAAUCCCAUAUCACGUUCAUGGUGGGCGUCAACCCAGGCACGUUGUCGUGGAGCGACGGGCAUGCCAUUGCAGUGCGAUGCAAAUCUAUUCUUGAAGCACAUAAUAUCCACGAAGUGCACUGCGAGAUUCGUGAACCCGUCUUCAGUUUCCGCACCAAGGAGGCAUCCAAGCCGGAUUCUACUGCGGACCCCAUGCCGGAUUCUACCACAUAUUCUACCACAGAUUCUACCGCCGAUUCUACCACGGGGCCGGGGCCUGAAGCAGUGCUAUGA